CCACCAACGAUAUGAUAGUAGACUUUCAAUCUGACUGGAGAACAACCAAGUCCGUGCUAGAUGGCGGGCAUAGGCUUGCCAAGCAAUUGCGGUCACUGGAAUUUGCGAAGCGAUUUGAGAUGAUAAACGAAGUUUGGAUUGAAAUGCUUUCUCAUGCUGCAGCCCAUUGUCCAUGGAAAGAACAUGCUCAACAACUGAGAAGAGGUGGAGAGUUGCUCACUCAUGAGGUGAAAGAACUUAAAAGAGUGGUGGCAAAUAAAGAGAUAGAGCUUGUUGUUGUCGAUC
Molecule: messenger RNA, 285 nt
Organism: Dovyalis caffra
Lineage: Eukaryota; Viridiplantae; Streptophyta; Magnoliopsida; Malpighiales; Salicaceae
Source: the annotation of a GenBank genome assembly